Molecule: messenger RNA, 1239 nt
Organism: Penicillium bovifimosum
Lineage: Eukaryota; Fungi; Ascomycota; Eurotiomycetes; Eurotiales; Aspergillaceae
Product: Pyridoxal phosphate-dependent transferase major region subdomain 2
Exons: 7
Coding region: 1-1239 (412 amino acids)
Biological process (GO): biosynthetic process; amino acid metabolic process
Molecular function (GO): pyridoxal phosphate binding; transaminase activity
Source: RefSeq, a predicted model, not a curated record
AUGCUGUCUCAAAGAGGGUUAAAGAAUGUCGAAGAGCUGUCUAUCCCCUGGCGCUUCAGCCUCACUCAAGACUACGACCCCGAGAAGAACCCAACAGGGCUCAUCUCGCUUGGUAUGGCGGAGAAUAAACCAAUGAGGACAGAGAUCGCCAAGUAUGUCAACGAGAAGGUCACCUUCACUCAAGACUCCAUCAGCUACCGCUCAAGCGCGCCAACAGCCGCAAGAUUACCAGCAGCGACAGCAGCGCAUCUCAAUAAAAUCCUCAAUCCACAUAUCCCAAUUGACCCAGAACAGGUCUUCAUCGCAGACUCCCCAACCUCCCUGGGUAGCAUGUUAGGAUACAAUCUCGCCUCGCGCGGAGACGGGAUCCUCGUCAACAGACCUGUCUACGGCCGCUUCGAGCUGGACUACGGUGUAGAAGCUGGCGUGGAAAUAGUAUAUGCUGAUACCAAUACAGAGGAGGCGUUCACCCCUGCAUCUGUGGAGAAGUACCAGAUAGCCUUAGAUGCUGCCGAGGAACGUGGAAUGAAGAUUCGGGCUUUGCUGCUGGUUAAUCCGCAUAAUCCUGUUGGUCGUUGCUACCCUGUCGAGACACUCAGGGCUAUCGCCCGGUUCUGCAAUGAAAAUCGUCUCCAUCUGAUCAGUGAUGAGGUGUAUGCUUCCUGUAUCUUCGAUUCUGGGAACCCUGAUGCUGUACCGUUUACCUCGGUACUUUCACUGGACUUUACGGGGCUGAUAGACCCUACUUUGGUCCAUGUGCUGUAUGGGUUUAGCAAGGACUUCGCCUCCGGAGGCCUCCAUCUUGGAUUCCUGGUAACUCGAAACCAGCAGCUUCGACAAGGCUGCAAAGCGAUCUUGCGACUCCACGGUGCCUCACAGGCAGCGGUAACAAUCGGCACCGCGAUUCUAGAAGACCAAGCUUUUGUAUCGAGCUUCAUAGCUAAGGCGAGACAAGUUCUCGCUUCAACAUAUCGUCUUACGACUUCGGUGCUUGACAAGGAGGGGGUCAACUACAUCAAAGGCGGCAACGCCGGCUUCUUUGUCUAUAUCGAUUUGUCGCUUUAUUUACCCACCGACGAGGGCAUGACCCCACGGGAACGGGAGUUUGCUCUGGCGCAGAAAUUUGUUGAUGCUGGUGUCUUUUUGCACCCUGGGGAAGAGCAUUCGAAGGAGGUCGGGUGGUUUCGGUUGGUUUUCUCACAGGAGGAUGAGACGUUGAAGGAGGGUCUACGGAGGUGA